Messenger RNA from Prorocentrum cordatum, 2022 nucleotides. The record is from the annotation of a GenBank genome assembly. NCBI's taxonomy places the organism in Eukaryota, Dinophyceae, Prorocentrales, Prorocentraceae.
AUGUAUCGGCCCUUCGGCAUGAUUAGAUUUUCGCUCCGCAGGCCUAGGGUUCGGGCGUGGCUGUCUUGUAGUCGUCCUGACUCCCAGGCGCAGGCGCGGCCCCGAGCCCUCAGCGCCGCGGUGACGAGGAGCCCAGAGCCGCUAGCACCGCGCCCGCGCGCUGAGCCGCGGAAAGACAGCCUGCUAGGAGCCGCUCGAACGGCCACCACGGCGCCGCGCGGGGAUCCUGGCAAGACGGCUGCUCCAGCGGCUGCUUUGCCGCUGCACAGUAGGGCGUCGCGGGAUGCGCAACGGCUCAAUGCCGCAGCGCGGACGGCGACCGUAGCCAGCGCCCCCACCCCAGGCCGCGCGCGUCAAGCGGCUUGCGCCGCGCAGCCGCAGCAGCCGGCGCAGCGGCAGCAGCAGCUGCCGCUGUGGCGACGCCCUCCGCAGCCGCCGCUGCGGCAGCGCCAGCCGCAGCAGCAGCGCCAGCAGCAGCAGCGGCGGCAGCCUUUAUGCCAGCGGGCCCAGCAGCAUGCCGUGGCCCCAGGCAGCUUCGCCGCCGCCCACGCGGCGACGGCGGACAGCGCGCCCCGACGAGGCCCCUCGCCGGCAUGCGAAGCGCCUGCCGACGCCUCAGAGGCAGCGGUACCCGCCGCCCGCCCGGAGUGGGUGGCCGAGGGCGCCAUGCGCGCAGGGCCACCAGAUGACUCACACUGCACAGCCACAGCAGUGGCGUGCGCAGCGGCGGACCCAGCCUCGGGGAGCGGUGGCGGCCCGGCACUCCGGCCGCCUGCGAGGCUUGCCGACAAUGCAGGCGCCAGCCACAGCUGUGCGGCGUCGCCGCGAGCGGCGUCACCGGGCAGGCGCGCCGUGUCGAACGCCACGAGGUUGUACGAGGGCCGCCGCGGGCGAUGUAGCGGGAACCCCGACGAGGAUAUCGACGUGGUUCUGGACGAAUUGGUGGACAGCGUCCUGCGAUCUUGCCACCGGGAGUCGCAGCGCUUCGUCCCCGACGUUUCCGUGCUCAACGAGCGCUUGCGCAGCGCUGACCGCGAGUCGGUUCUCGGCUGGCUGGUGCAGGCGUGCGACGUCAUGCGCUUCCACGACUCGGUGUUUUUCUCCACAGUGCUCCUCCUGGACAGAUACUGCGCCCUGCAGGGCGAGCCCAUGCAGAUGGAGCGGAUGCGGAAGGUCUUGAUGGCCGUGAUCUGCACGGUCCUGAAGGCCUGCGCUGUCAAGGACGACCCGUGCUUCAGCACCCCCAUGCGGGACCUGCUCCUGCACCUGUGCCGGCAGCAGGUCCCCUUCGAAGAGAUCCUGGCGAUGGAGUACCAGGUGCUCCGGGCGCUGAACUACGACGUCUCCGCGCCCUCGCCGCUGGAUUUCCUCGAGGCGCUCGCGGUGCCGCUCGCGGCGGGCUCCGCCGAGCAGGCCAUGGGCCGGUGCCCGCUCCGCCGGCUGGCCGGCUUCCUGCUGCAGCUUUCGCUCUUCGACGCGCACUUGAGCUACCGCUACCCGCACCUCGUGCUGGCGGCCGCGGCGCUCUUCCUGGCGCUGUGCGCCCUGCGCGCGGCCCCGAGGCUGUCCCGCGCGCUGCUCGAGGACGUCGGGCUGGCCGCCGAGGGCGCGGCGGAGGCCCCCCCGGCCCGCCUGGUCGCCGAGUGCGCGGCCGAGGUGCGCGCGCGGUGGGCGGAGUUCGCCGCCUCGCGCGGCGAGCGGGCCGCCAGCCUCAUGGGCAAGUUCGCCGACCGGUCGAUCCCGGCGGCGGUGCUGCUGGCCCCGCCGCCGCUGGCCUGCCUACUCGAGGCGGCCCUGGCGGCGGAGGCCCCGGCCCCCGCCGGCCCUCGCGGCCCGGGCGCUGCGCCGCAGCCGUCGGCAGCCCCCGAGCGGUCCCCCGAGCGCCCGCCCGGGGGCGGGAUCGCGGACCGCGCCGCCGAGGCCGCCUCGCCCAGCGAGGUCGCGCAACAGAGGCUGGAGCGCGCGAGCUGUGAGCGCCGGCAGACUCAGCCUGUCGAGGUGAAGUGCGCCCAGCUCGUAUAG